CCCCCACACCGCCCCCUGGCCCGGCAAUCAUCACAACCGGCAAGCACAAGACGGGUGUGCCGCCCCAAAUUUCAAAAUCCAACCGUUGAGUAACGGCUACAUUAUUAAAAAAAAAAAUCAAUUUCCUUUUAAAUAAAUACCAUAAUCCCAAUCCAUUUUAUACCAUUUUCUCUCAUUCUACUCCCAUUCUUCUCCAUUUCUCAUCCUUUUUUAUAAAAAAUACUCUAUAUUUUUUAUACCAUUCUCUACCAAACAUGAAUCCAUUCAACCCAAACAACCCCAACCCAAACAACCCCAACCCGAAUAAUCCCAAUCCGAACCAACCUAAUUUUUUUUCGAGUCCCGCUUACACUCCGACUAUGGAUCCUUCGUGGGGGACUUCGCAAUUUCCGUUUUCGGGUUUCCAACAAGUUCAACAAACACCCAACGCCUUCUCACAAAUGUCUCAACUUCAACAAGUUCAACAAUAUCAAGCGCUCCAACAAUUCAUGCAACGCAACACGUUUGAACAACUCCAAUCGCAAUCGCAACCCCCGGUUCAACUUGAAGAUGAUGAUGAAGAAGUCGUCCCCGAAUCACCACCGCAAGAGCUCACGCGAAAAAAAAACAAGGGGAAGGGAAAGAAGGUUGUUGAACCCGAAACCGCGGAAAAACCGAAACGAAGUGGGAGACCUUGGACGAAAGUAGAAGAGGAGGCGCUAGCUAUGGCGUAUGUUAAGGCUUCUACUUGCCCGAUAGUCGGAAACAACCAAUCGGGUACUAGUUUUUGGAGGAAGACAACGGAGAGAUUUAACGCGAUUAUGGAGCAUGGUCCGGCUCGUGAUAUCGAAUCCGUCUCGGCCAAGUGGCGAAAAAUGAUCAAGGUCGUCAACGCCUUUAAUCAAAUUUAUAACCAAAUUUACCUUAAUCCUCCAAGCGGGAGUAACGAGGCGGACAUUCUUAACCUUGCUAUCGCCAAGUGGGACUCUGAAAAUUCAACGCCUUUCCCGCACUUCCGAGCAUGGAAAGUUGUAAGUAAAGAACAAAAAUGGAAGCCGAUUCCAAAUGAGGUCGCAACGGCCAAACGCACUAAAACUUCCGAGUCCGGAAGUUAUAGUGCGGGAGGCUCCACCGCUCGAUGUCAAAUCGACAUAAACGACGACCCGGAAGAUGACGAGGAUGUCUUGCCCGUUCACGAGUCGGAACGUCCCCCCGGGAGGGACAAAGCAAAAAAAGAAGCGGCCGGAAAGCGAAAAGUGGCCGGCUCGAGUGGAGGUGGCGGCUCGAGUGGAGGUAGGGGCGAAAAGGCAUCGUCAAAAAUGGACGACUUGAUAAACGAAUUCCGUUCGUUCAAACAGUUCGCGGCCGAAAAGUAUUCUCACAAGAAAAACGUGUCGUCCGACUAUGCUCGAGCGGAAGAUUUUAGGAUUAUGCGAUUGGAUCUCGACUCGGUUCCGGAGGAUGAACGCGAGGUUUAUCGGAGGAUGAAAGAAGAGGUGAAAAAAAAAUGGACGUCGUAG
Messenger RNA from Helianthus annuus (common sunflower), 1499 nucleotides. RefSeq names its product glutathione S-transferase T3-like. The transcript has 2 exons. NCBI's taxonomy places the organism in Eukaryota, Viridiplantae, Streptophyta, Magnoliopsida, Asterales, Asteraceae. The coding region runs from base 255 to 1499 and encodes 414 amino acids. The record is from RefSeq and is a predicted model, not a curated record.